AUGGCUUUGAGCGCAGAAAACGUGUCGAAGCGUGGCAUUCCCGAGGUUAAGGUCUUGGAGGAUGUAGAGGCGUAUUUGAAACGUGAAGGUAAUAUAACGGUGGAUGAAGGAGUGAAGCGAAUCGAGAAGACGUAUCGAACGUAUAAAUUUGUGGAGCAGCAGAUUUUGACUGAGAAAGCG
This is a messenger RNA of Anisakis simplex (herring worm), 180 nucleotides long. The record is from the annotation of a GenBank genome assembly. Lineage: Eukaryota; Metazoa; Nematoda; Chromadorea; Rhabditida; Anisakidae.